Plodia interpunctella (Indianmeal moth) is the source of this 2039-nucleotide messenger RNA. RefSeq lists its product as uncharacterized. The coding region runs from base 1 to 1206 and encodes 401 amino acids. The transcript is spliced from 5 exons. The record is from RefSeq and is a predicted model, not a curated record. NCBI's taxonomy places the organism in Eukaryota, Metazoa, Arthropoda, Insecta, Lepidoptera, Pyralidae.
AUGGCAGAACAAGCCCGUAUAAGCAUAUCUGAGUAUCUAUCUAAAGAUAUUCUGGACGAAGACUACUUGAAAGGCUACUCAUAUUUUUGGCGAAUGGAGUUCGUUUUAGGAACAUGCCGCGUCGACGCACGCCAACGAUUCGUCACUACGCCAACUAUAUUCCAAAAGAUAUACAGCUUGGCCAUAAUAACAUUCGUGGUGUUCGGGUAUUACCAAAUAGUACAGUAUAAUAAUAGAACUAAUAUAUCACGCCAUGAUGAGAUCUAUUUAAAAAUAUUUUUGUUGGGCGGUGUGCUUUAUUAUUCAGUUCUUGUUGUUCACUCUCGCUUCAUGCGCAACCGUCAAAACGCGGAGUUUCAUGUGAAACUGUCACAUUGUGAUCGUCAUUUGAGAAGUAAUUACAGAGAUGCCGCGUAUUACUUGAUUCGUGCUAAUAAUUUACGGGUGAUGACGGUCCUUUUAGUGUUCUUGUGUCCUUUGCUGCUCCUUUCAUUAACAAGAGAUAUCACACUUAUGAUAGGAGCGAUAGCAGUCAUCAUCUCACAGACUACAGCGCUGGUUGAAUCUGUACAUUGCACCAGCAUAAUGCGCUCAUUUACGCUACGAAUGCGUUUAGUUUAUUACAUAAUAAUGUAUCAUUUAAAAUUCAUACAAAAUUACGUGAACCUCAAAGAAGAGCCAUUCAUUAUGGAAGAUAGAAUACUCAAGAAAUUGGGAUCAAUAAAACAUACAGAUUUCAUUGAAAUUUCGUUAGAUGUAUAUUUGAAAGAUAUUUUUGCAGCGUUUUCCAGAUACCAAGAUAAUUACAGAUUUGAAAUACUUGUAUUCAGAAGUAAAUGCAUUAUAGCAGUUGUGACCGUGUUUCGAAUGGUACUGUUUUCGUUUCAAAAUAAAAUGCAAGAUUUUAGUGGAUUGAUAGUGAUGGUGACUUUGGUGUCGCUGGAGAUAUUUGGUAUUUUCUUUUUUUACGCGGAACUAUUCCAGUGGGAAGUGUCCAGAGUCAAAGUGUCAACUGUCAAUGUUAUGUCAUUCUAUCCAAGCGGACCUCUGAGAGACAAAGCGAAGAAUAUAUUCGACCUGAUAGAAAACUCGCCACCAAAUUUUUCCGUGUACGGGAUAUGGCAAAUGCGAGCAUAUACGUUCAUAAGCCUUCUUAGCACCAUUACCUGGUUUCUUAUUACGGUUUUGCAAUUCGAGUUUCUAUAGAAAAUAUUUUAUUGAAGCUGAUUCAUCAACUGCAUACACGAUGUAUAAUUAUGCUCUCUAUGUUUUCUGUGCCCAUGCAGAGUGUCACCCGUACUAUCAACUUAUGCAUGUAACCAAAGACAAAGAUUAUUCAUUUGCAAAAAACAUGAGUUUACUUUCUUAUACAAUUUGGUGUUAAAAGAAUAUGUGUAAUUAACUAUAACAAACCUGAUAGCUCGUGACUUGCAAUAUAAUCUGAAUCUUCUGAAUCUGAAUCUAAAACAGCUGAUCGGUUCCCCUGAUCUGGGACCAUUUCUAAAGACCAUACUUCUUUGGAAUGCGUGUUAACUGGAAACACUAUGUCGACGGCUGCAACCCUUUAUAUAAUAUUUACCUGUACCGUUGCAGAAACUAAGUAACUGUCCUAAUGUUAUGUCUUUAAGAUCAUUCUCAGAUAAAGUAUCUGAUAGAUCAUGGGAAUCUGUUAUCAUCGGCUGCAGCAUAUUACAGAGCACUCGGCUACGAGGUAAAUGCUGGUUUCCUAUUCUUCCUCGCAGCUUGGGCGAAUGGGAUCCUCCCUUUAUCUAUCACUGUCGCCUGUUCAGCUGACAGUAGUGAGAGCUUAAUUUUAGUGCGACUAGGUAUUACGGAGUACCUACUAAUUUCAUGGUACAACCAUACUAGUGCGUAAACCCUACUAAACAUUUAUUUGCGCCAUGUGAACGUUGUUGCCCGGCGUAAAGACAUAUCUGUCUUUCGAUAGUAAAUGUCUUUUGCCACUACCGCCAUCUAGGGGCAGUUGUCACAUAUCACUUUGGCCUAAAGUUGAACAAAUUAUCAUUAUGUCACUUCUU